CUCUUAAACCGUAGCCAUGGAGUGGUCUUUAAUUUGCCCUUAUUAAGCAAAACUCCCAAGUAACGAUGUUGUCAGUCAACCGCUUAGAUUUGUAGCAACAUGACAUUGUUUUUUUCUUUAAUUACCACAACCAAAAAAGAAUUCAUAACCAAAAAUUCCAUUUUAACGAUUGCUUGGAUGAACACGUGCUUUAUCAAAAUGUUUUGACUCGGUUAGUUUACGUCUAUAAUGCAUAAAAACAAUAAACCGCAAAAAACAGUUACAUAAAUGACUUGAUAAUAAAAGAAAAUACCUUAAAAAAAGAAAUGAAGAGGCCUUGAUUGAAUAAGGACCGACACUAGCCAGUUCCUCUGCGUAUUGUCACGUAAUGUCAAUUCUUUUUCGUACGUACGUGGUGAGAAAUCGUACACGCCUCCGAUUUUUAACAUAUCGAGACAGGAAUUUGCCAAAUCAAUUAUGUCUUUAUUUUUCAAUUUUCUGUUUUUUGAUUUGAACAAAGUUUCACACAGUAAACAGUUUAAACAGUUUUCAGUUCUUAUACAUUCUAAAAGGAGCACCCUUGUGACAACCAAAUUUAAUAGUGUGCUUUUUUGCUAUUGUCUCUACUAUGCUCUACUACCAAAAAAGCCUUUAGUCAAUUUCUAUUGCAUAUGUGCAGAGCUGGAGACGAAGUUGAUUAUUGGCAGAAGGAAAUGAUGGAAUUCUUAUGUCUCCUUCUACAAAAAAAUAAUGGAUAGUCAGUAAACACUAGAGUAUGGAGAGACGAAAUACACAAUAUUGACAAGUAAAAAGGUGUAAAUGCGCAAAUCGUGACCGUGUUCACGCUUUUAGUAAGGGGCAUUUGUUUUUUAUUUACAAGAAUUUGAGCAAUGACUUAAAACGACCAUAAUGGUGUUCUCCCAGCUUGCUCUCUUGCGGUACAAAAAGAAGGCCGGAAGUGACGAUUCUGUUUUGAUCUUUACUAUGUCGGCUGGCUUUAUUUGUCAUUUACCUGAGUGCUAUGGAGGAACGAGUGGAUUCUUGAUAAAAGAGUGUCCACACUGCCUGUUGAGCCAACAUGACCUGCGUGAAGUUAAUUUGUAUAUAGCUACCUCUGUUUCAAGUCUCAUUUUUGUCAAUCAACGUCGUUCCCAUGGUUUUAGUUUAUAUUCCGGUAUAAAUGCGAAGCAGAAAAAUGUAGCACUGAGUACCGCAGCACAGUCCCUUAUCGAAAUAACAUUCGGACGUAACAACGGUAAUUUGGAGGACCGCUGAAAAGGUAAAAGGUAAAUUUUGUUGCGUGUUGAAGAUUUUUCGUGGAUUGUUUGGUUUAUUUUUUACAAAUUUACUGACUUCCUGACUCGGCUUUCGUCUUUAAAGUGAGUUGGUCUGGUGACGCUAACCAAUUAUAUUUUUGAGGGUGGCCUUAUCAUGGCAAUAGCAUGGCUAAAACAUGGUGCAUAGUAUAGUCACUGCUAUUAAUGUCCAAAUUGAAACAAGUUUGUUGCAAAGAUUUAUAAACCUUUUUAAAUGUUUAAAUUUUCUGCAGUAAGCCUUUCUGGAUUUAACAAAUGUGUUGCAUGCAGUAAAAUGCGGAAGCUAGCUGUAGAAAGGUCUUUUUCAGCCCAUUUCUUUCUACAGAAACAUUUUGAGGCUUUAAACUAUCAUUGAGUGUAGAUGGAUAAGUUCUGAUUAACAUAUAUUUAUAUAAAGUGGUAAUAAUACCUUUGUGCAAAGAAAUAGACUGAAAAGGACCUUACUUCACCUAGCGCCUGCAUCUUUUUGCUUUUGUAUUUGAUCAUGGCAUGUGAUAAAUGUGAUUCAGAGUAAAAAACAUCCAUACAUAUAACAAGUGUUAUAACAAGUUACCAACGCUUUUGAGGUUUAAUAAUAGGUCAACAGAAAGUUUUAAUGAAUUCAUUUAAUAUUUGUUAUAAUACUAAAUGUGCCAACUUAAUAUAUAUUAUAUAUAUAC
Molecule: messenger RNA, 1954 nt
Organism: Hydractinia symbiolongicarpus
Lineage: Eukaryota; Metazoa; Cnidaria; Hydrozoa; Anthoathecata; Hydractiniidae
Exons: 2
Coding region: 889-1254 (121 amino acids)
Source: RefSeq, a predicted model, not a curated record